GUCUAGAGCGGCGGCGGCGGCGGCGGGGCUAGGGCUGCGGCAAGCGCGGGUGGUUCGCAGCCGGGUCGGGCUCCGCGGGCCGGGGCGGGAGGACCAGCACCUGAGGUCGGGCCCGCAGCCCGUGACUUCACAACCAGGCGGCGGGGCUGCUGCUGCGGGGCUCCGGCACUCGGCCCGGCGGGACGGCGGGGCGGCUGGCGCCGGGGGCCGGGAAGCGCCAGAUGAUGGAUUUGGAUGUGCUUCUAUGAAGAAAUGCCACAUGGUCCGAGAACAAACAUGUCCAGGUUACUGCCACUUUAGUGGACUAGGGCUCAGGGCCAACACUUCCCGGGUUAUCAGGCGUGGUCUGACCCAGGAUCAAGAAGCACAUCAUCACCAAUGACAUCAUGACAGCAAGAGAGCACAGCCCUCGCCAUGGUGCCAGGGCCCGUGCAAUGCAGCGGGCUUCUACCAUCGACGUGGCGGCCGACAUGCUGGGCCUCUCUCUGGCAGGAAAUAUACAAGACCCAGAUGAGCCCAUUUUAGAAUUUAGCUUAGCUUGCAGUGAGCUGCAUACUCCAUCGCUAGAUCGAAAGCCAAAUAGUUUUGUUGCGGUGAGUGUCACCACCCCUCCUCAGGCAUUCUGGACGAAGCAUGCACAGACGGAAAUCAUUGAGGGAACCAACAAUCCUAUAUUUCUAAGCAGUAUUGCCUUCUUUCAAGACUCUCUUAUCAAUCAGAUGACACAAGUCAAACUCUCCGUGUAUGAUGUCAAAGAUAGAUCUCAGGGAACAAUGUAUUUACUGGGCUCUGGAACAUUCAUUGUCAAAGAUCUGCUCCAGGACAGGCAUCAUAGGUUGCACUUAACACUAAGGUCUGCAGAGAGUGACCGUGUGGGUAACAUCACUGUGAUUGGCUGGCAGAUGGAGGAGAAGUCAGACCAACGGCCCCCUGUGACCCGGUCUGUGGACACUGUCAAUGGGAGGAUGGUUCUUCCCGUUGAUGAGAGCUUGACAGAGGCAUUAGGAAUCCGAUCCAAAUAUGCUUCAUUGCGAAAGGACACUUUGCUGAAAUCGGUGUUUGGCGGUGCCAUUUGCCGCAUGUACCGGUUUCCAACCACCGAUGGUAACCACUUGCGGAUCUUGGAGCAGAUGGCAGAGAGCGUGCUCUCCCUGCACGUGCCCCGGCAGUUCGUGAAGCUCCUACUAGAGGAAGAUGCAGCCAGAGUGUGUGAGCUGGAGGAGUUGGGGGAACUGUCCCCUUGUUGGGAGAGCCUCCGGCGCCAAAUUGUUACCCAAUACCAGACCAUCAUCCUCACAUACCAGGAGAACCUGACUGACCUCCAUCAGUACAAAGGGCCCUCGUUUAAAGCAAGCAGUUUGAAAGCAGAUAAAAAGUUAGAAUUUGUUCCCACAAACUUGCACAUACAAAGGAUGAGAGUUCAAGACGAUGGAGGAUCAGAUCAGAACUACGACAUCGUCACCAUCGGGGCGCCAGCAGCACACUGCCAAGGUUUUAAGUCAGGAGGUCUCCGCAAAAAGCUGCACAAAUUUGAAGAGACCAAGAAACACAGUUUUGAGGAGUGUUGUACAUCAUCUGGCUGCCAGUCCAUAAUCUACAUACCACAGGAUGUUGUCAGAGCCAAGGAGAUCAUUGCCCAGAUCAACACCCUGAAAACCCAAGUUAGUUACUACGCAGAGCGGCUCUCAAGGGCAGCCAAGGACAGAUCUGCCACUGGCCUUGAGAGGACGCUCGCCAUCUUGGCAGACAAGACACGGCAGCUGGUCACGGUCUGCGACUGCAAGCUGCUGGCCAACUCCAUCCAUGGGCUGAAUGCCGCGCGACCUGACUACAUUGCCUCCAAGGCCUCCCCCACCUCGACUGAGGAGGAGCAGGUGAUGCUUAGAAAUGACCAGGACACCCUCAUGGCCCGGUGGACGGGGAGAAACAGCCGAUCUUCCCUGCAGGUGGACUGGCACGAGGAGGAGUGGGAGAAAGUGUGGCUGAAUGUGGACAAGAGCCUGGAGUGCAUCAUUCAGCGUGUGGACAAGCUGUUGCAGAAGGAGCGGCUGCAUGGCGAGGGCUGUGAGGACGUCUUCCCCUGUGCAGGAAGCUGUACCAGCAAGAAAGGUAACCGGGACAACCACGCCUACUGGAUCAGACCAGAAGACCCCUUCUGUGAUGUCCCCUCCUCGCCAUGCCCCUCCACCAUGCCCUCCGCUGCAUGCCAUCCUCACCUGACCACACAUUGCAGUCCCCCUCCUGAAGAGUCCAGCCCAGGUGAGUGGAGUGAGGCCCUUUACCCGCUGCUGACCACUCUCACUGACUGCGUGGCCAUGAUGAGUGACAAGGCCAAGAAGGCCAUGGUAUUCCUGCUCAUGCAGGACAGCGCACCCACCAUAGCCACCUACCUGAGCCUGCAGUACCGUCGUGACGUGGUCUUCUGCCAGACCCUGACUGCCCUCAUCUGCGGCUUCAUCAUCAAGCUGAGGAACUGCCUGCAUGACGAUGGCUUUCUGCGGCAGCUGUAUACCAUCGGGCUGCUGGCCCAGUUCGAGAGCCUGCUGAGCACCUACGGUGAGGAGCUGGCAAUGCUGGAAGACAUGAGCCUUGGGAUCAUGGACUUAAGGAACGUGACCUUCAAAGUUACUCAGGCCACUUCCAGCGCCUCCGUGGACAUGCUGCCCGUCAUCACAGGAAAUCGCGACGGGUUUAAUGUGCGGGUCCCUCUGCCGGGCCCGCUGUUUGAUGCCCUGCCCCGGGAGAUCCAGAGCGGCAUGCUCCUGCGGGUGCAGCCCGUCCUCUUCAACGUGGGCAUCAAUGAGCAGCAGACGCUGGCUGAGAGGUUUGGCGAUACAUCUUUACAAGAAGUCAUCAAUGUGGAGAGUUUGGUGCGGUUAAAUUCCUACUUUGAGCAGUUUAAGGAAGUUUUGCCUGAGGAUUGCCUGCCUCGGUCUCGCAGUCAGACGUGCCUGCCAGAGCUGCUACGGUUUCUGGGUCAGAACGUGCAUGCCCGGAAGAAUAAGAACGUCGACAUUCUCUGGCAAGCUGCUGAGAUCUGCCGUCGCCUUAAUGGAGUCCGGUUCACCAGCUGCAAGAGCGCCAAGGACCGUACGGCCAUGUCAGUGACGCUGGAGCAGUGCCUGAUCCUGCAGCACGAGCACGGCAUGGCCCCACAGGUCUUCACCCAGGCCCUGGAGUGCAUGCGCAGUGAGGGUUGUCGAAGAGAAAAUACAAUGAAGAAUGUUGGAAGUCGCAAAUAUGCAUUUAAUUCCCUGCAGCUGAAGGCUUUCCCCAAGCAUUACAGGCCUCCCGAAGGGACUUACGGAAAAGUUGAAACGUGAACACACGGUUUCCUCUAAUUAGCUGUUACAUAAUAAAUGUGGGUACCCUCUAGUGUCAUAUAUGACUUCUUCAAGAAGACCUGAAGGAUUGGUUUUAAUUUUUUGUUUUGUUUUUGUUUUUGUUUUUUAAAAAAAAUUUCACUAAAGAAUCUAUGGAGCAUGUUUUUUGGUUUUGGGUUUUUUUGUUUUUUUUUUUUUUUACCAUUGGAAUCAAUAGGAGGUAAUGUUUGGCUCAAUAAUGUGGGUAGUAACAACUUCCCAUUUAAAUAGCCUUUGGCUGUAACUGCACAGAUCUAUAUGAAUCAAAAUGCCAACUUGCUCACUUAUUUUUCUGCAGAGUAACUCAAAAGUGACCAUUGAAUUACAAUCCACUUUGUACAAGUAUGAAUGUAAAACAGCAAAUAAUAAAUAAUUGGAUCUUAGGCAGACCAAUAAAUGUUAAAUGUGAUUUUGGGAAAGAAGCUAGCACUAUCUCAUACAGUGAGAAUAAAGGGUUCUAGUGAAUUAUCCUGUUUACAGCACCACCUGAAGUAGUUGAAAGAAAGAUUGAUAAAUUAACUGGAGAUAGGACUUUGUUAGAAAGUAACACCUCCAAGGUAGCCCACACAGUUGGGCCACUCUUUUUUUUGUCCCUCAUGAGUUAGAGAACUGGGAGUCUGCUUGGAGACACAAAGCCAGCAGUAAGGUCCCUUUAGCCUGUCUCCUGUUCUCUGAAGCUCCCUGUCUAGGCUCUCCCAUGCCCACAGGGCACAUCUCCCUUUCUUCUCUAGAUGUUAAUCCAGGGCUUCAGAUGUGGCAUGUCACACUCUCCUGGGGAAUUGAUGACCAUAGAGAUAGUAGAAACCUAAAUAUUUACAGAAAAAAAUUGUCUUGCGGGAUUUCCAAUAUAUCUUCUUCAUAUAUCUUCUUCUAAAACACAGUACAAUUGUGUUCAAAUGUCUGAUAAAAGUGUCUUAUUUUUAGGUUUGCAAUAAUUGUUACUUUCUUAUUCUCGUUCUGUUAUGUAAGAUGACUAUUGAGUAACAGUUGAAAUGAUCUCCUUAAAUGAGAUUUUGAAAGAGAUUUAUGGGCCAUAAAACUUAGGAAUUUCAUAGAAAAUUUUGUCUGGUCAUCUUUUAUAAGAUGAUGAUGAGUCUUAUCUGCACAUAGCAGAGUUUUUUUCUUAGGAGUUUUAUGUUUUAUUGAUUCUGUUUAUGAUGUUUACAUGUUCUUGAAAAGGUUUUAAAAGAAAUCUAUAUGGCACAUAUUAAUGAUGCUGAUCUUAAUGAUUUGUGAACCUCUUAGAAAUUCUUACGUCUAAAGCCUAGAGAUUCUUCUGGUUUCUUUGGAAACACGUAACAAACUUGGACCAGGGGUGCUAUGCAUGGGGAGGACUACUUAUUGGCAGGAACACAGAGGGGGUGGGCAUCAGGUAGGGGUAGAACUGGGUGACCUUCCAGAUCCCCUCCUACUCAGAAGUCAGCAUGCAAGCAGAACCUGCUGUCUCCCAAUGCCUGCAGGGAGGGAAAUGUCUGUGGAGGACACUUUAACAAGGAUGCAGCUCUCAGCUGCUCCCUCAAAGCUGGGUUCACCAUGGCAGGCAGGAAGCAGAGAAACUCCUGCGCACCAAACCCACUGCACAGGUGGCUGCCGCUGGUGUCACAUUCUCCUCUUUAAGUGUCAGUUUCUGUUCACAGACAGUUCGUUUUCAAUAUGGCUGAUUUGGCCUUUCACCUCUCCACCACCUCAUUUAAUUUGUAAAUUUUUAGUUCCAUAUUUUCUCAUUUUAACUUUCAAAAAAUCUCCUUGCUUUUUAAAAGAAUCAAUAUUACCCACAUAGUUUUCAGAUCUUUUUUGUCUGAAGAGCAUUAAAUAUCUGCACUUAUCAAAGGGAAUAUAGCAAAUGUUGAUCAUCUGUCAGGAGUUUUGCAUGUGGCACCUUUAUGUGAAUUAUUUUCCCAAUUUUUGCUUUAUGUAAUGGGUCACCAUAAAACUGUAAGUCUUGGCAAAUCAUGUAGAAAAGGUUCAGGUUUCAGUGUUCUCUCCGAAGGCAUUUUUACUGGGCUUCUGGUGGCAUCACACACUUCCAGCGCUUGCAGGAUGAGAGUGUGUUGCACAGCCUUGGAGGCAAGUAGCUCCUCUCUUCUGUAGGAGCUUUGAGUUUUCUGAUGUGCAGGGAAGGCAGUUUUACAAGUUACCAUAAAAUAGAGGUUCCAUCCAAUGUUCCUUAUAAAGCCUCCCCAUUUAAAAAGAAAUGAGAUCUAUGGAAAACUGGGAAUGUAAUGUGGAUUCUGUCAGAGCUCCUACAGAGCACAGUUGCCUUUAGUUUCAUUUAAAGAUGUAAAAAUAUUGUAUAAUACAGUUUUGUCCCUACACAAUUGUAUUUGCCAAGCUUAGUGCAUUAUGAUACCUUUAUUUAUUUGUUUCGGGCAGUAUUAAUAUAUAUAUAAACAUACAGUUACUGUUUUAUAUAUUCUUAGGUCAUUCAAAGCCAUGUAUGCUGUAAAUGUGCUAGUCUUUAGAAUGACAAAUAAUAAAUAACUGACAAGAUAUUAAAUUUGGUCUUGACUGAUUCAUCCUAUUAGGAGGACUGGUUCUAUGUGACCAGCCUAUGACUGGACCAUUGUUGUUGGGCAUUGCGUUGAGUGCUCAGGUGCUGAAUGCAUAUGUUUGUAAACGUGGGACCAUGGGAGACUUCCAUUUUAUAUGCUUGUUUCUGCCUAAUUUGAAGCAGAGGGGCAGCAGGGUUGAAGUUAAGAGCAUGGACUUUGGGAGCACACGGACACAGGUCCCAAUCUUGGUUCUGCCCCUCACUGCUGGUGACUCUGAGCAAGUUGCUUAAUCUCUCCAAGCCUCCAUUUCCUCGUGUGCAAAGUAUGGAUAACAGCGGUACCUUCCUGAUAAGGUACGUGUGACGUGCCUCAGAAGUGUUUGUAAAUGGUAGCCAUUGUUGUUACCUUCCCAUCUGUGAGCAUGGAUCACAUCGUCUCUGUGGGUAGCCCAGUCCUCGUCGUAUGACUUGCCAAAAUGCAGCUCCACUUGUAUUAAUAUUGGCACUGUUCAUCAUCACCAGGACUGCCCCUUGCAUCACUAUUUUGCCUUCUAGGCAUACAUGACCCAUGAUCUCCCUUGGAAAAAUUCCCCUCACUGGAAAUAUACAAUUAAAGGAUGAUUGAAAUGUUUAA
Messenger RNA from Saimiri boliviensis boliviensis (Bolivian squirrel monkey), 6487 nucleotides. RefSeq names its product inositol polyphosphate-4-phosphatase type I A (gene INPP4A). NCBI's taxonomy places the organism in Eukaryota, Metazoa, Chordata, Mammalia, Primates, Cebidae. Gene Ontology annotation, molecular function: phosphatidylinositol-3,4-bisphosphate 4-phosphatase activity. The record is from RefSeq and is a predicted model, not a curated record. Gene Ontology annotation, cellular component: cytoplasm.